Messenger RNA from Symbiodinium natans, 1632 nucleotides. The record is from the annotation of a GenBank genome assembly. Lineage: Eukaryota; Dinophyceae; Suessiales; Symbiodiniaceae.
AUGUGGUGGGAUGACAAUCGAUGUGUUUACACACCCUGCGCGCGUUCUGGCGAAGAUUGGAGCUCUUCAGAAGAGGAGUUUGACGUCAACGCCAUUCAACCGGAAGGUUACGAAGAUGGCGUACUGACGGAGUACACAAAGAAUUGCAACGCCAAAGAUGGUGGCACUACGAUUGACUGCAGGAAGGCCAUCAGGGUCUACAUCGAUGUGAACCCACAUGAGUUGAAGAAGGUUGAUGACCAGAAUGAAGAGUUCAACAUGAUCUUUGUACUGAAGCUAUCUUGGCUGGAUCCAGACCUGAAAAACUUCGAAUCGGAGAUCACUCUUCGACAAGAAGAUGCGGUUGACGAGCCCCAUCUGAAGAAGAAGAAGGUUCUGCUAAAGAAGAAGUACGCAAAUGGCGAUAUCGAGUUUGUGGAUGGUGAGACCAGGCAGACUCGAACGCUUUCAAAGUUGGAGUAUGUAAGCAUGCAGGAUCCAAAGUGGGACGAGUACUUCUUUCCUGAUUUCUCUUUUUUGAACCUGCAAAACGAUGCCUUGCAAACUCUUGAGAAGCGGUCGCUUCUCUGGUGUGGCAAAAUGGGCGGCUUCGUCGCAUACUCCAUGAAGUACUAUGCCACUUUUCAAGAGAGCCUCGAGUUGCAAAAUUUCCCUUUGGAUCGGCACCUCUGCAGGAUCAAGCUGACCGCAGAAAAAUUAAUCGAUGAAUUCCAGUUUGUACCUGUCGUGGGCAGCAAGAAGAUAGCGCAGGUUUGCGACAUGUGGGCUUGCGACAACAGCAUUCAGCAGAAAUGCACGGUGUACGUUCGACACUGUGACAGGUACUUUCCGUUUGAAGCACAGCGCUCAUGUGUCUCGGUCGUCUUCCAUCUUGAGCGGAAAGGUGAUUACUACUUUCACAGCGUGCUGUUCAUGGUUUUCCUGGUGAAUAUCAUCAGCCUCUGCACCUUCUCCAUUCCGCUUGAGGAUGUCAGCGGCCGACUUGGGCAUUUAAGCACCUGCUUCCUGGCUGUCCUGGCAUAUCGUUAUGUCAUCGACGAUUCCUUGCCCCGCAAGGAGUAUCUCACGGCAGCCGAUGCAUACAUCAUCUUUGCAUGCAGCUUCCAGGUGAUCAUCUGCCUUCAGACCGUGUUGCUUGGAUUCCUCGGCAACCUAAUUGAACAUCAAAAUCUGGUUGAUAGAUAUGUUGGAUUGGUUCUGCUCGUAGUUUGGUUGGGUGUGAACUACUAUCUGCGAUAUCUGUGGCAGUCCUCUCACAGACAGAGCUGGCAGACCGUGUACGCGGUCAACCGAGAGCCAUAUGGUCCAAUCAACGAGUGCUCUCAGUGUGGACACAUAUGGCUCUGCAAGCAAUGUCAGGUUUCCAACCCGGACAAGCAAUGCUACAACCAUCCUUUGUGUUCGGGCGCUGGGAAAAGCAUCACAACCAAGUUCUAUACUCCUGAGGAUCGUCCGCCUCUUGUGAAACCACAGCGAUUGCCGUCACCACCUGAGGAGCUAAAAAUGGCAAAGCCACUGGGAUCUACGCCACAGCAAUCCGUCAAGACAUCAAUGUCGCUGUCCCCCACCUCACCUGGAAUGCCUUUGUUAGCCGGAACGCAAAAUUAUAUGUCUUCCGGCUAUGGAUAUUGA